UUGAUCACGUGACUCGGAAGCCAUUUUGGAGUUGAUUUGUCACUUGCCUACAUUGUAAGAAAGUUCAACUUUUCCUCUUUUCUUCAGAUAAUUGUGGAUUGGCGAUGGCUUUUAUCAAACGAAGAUGAGUGUUUCACUGUUGUGUCAUGAGUUUUAAAGCUACCAAGGACUCUGAAUGCAUACUGCAUGUUACAAAUUUGCACCUUGUCACAAGGGACAAAGCACAUCUUACUGAUUACAGUUCAUAGUCUUGAGAAGACAUGGCAUUGCGCAUGAAAGGACGAAGUGGUUGUCCAUCAGACCAACUGGAAUAUGACAUAUUUUGGACAGAAUAUAGGGCCAUUGAGGAGAGUCGGAUUCCAGUAGCUGACGAGGAUCAUGAUGAUGAACACACUAAAGAACCUCAAGGAGAAUGUGAACAGGAACUACAGUGGCUCAAAGAAGCUGGAUUUGAUACCAUUGUAAAGAAAUAUAGAGAUAGCAAAGAAAUUGAUCAUAAUGAUGUAGAUUUUGAGAAGAUCACUGGUUCCCUUACAAGGAAACAAGCAGAAGCUGUCAGAAAAAGAAUAGACACCUUAAACCAAAGUACCAAGAGAAAGUUAGGUGUGUGUGUGGCCCAGCCAGCCAAACAUUCCGACAGUAACUAUCCAACAGAUGUGAGAACAAUUUUUCCAGUAAAAACUUGCGGGCAGCCCAGUAAUGUAGAGCAGAUACCCACCACAUCAAGGCCAUCACUGCUCAGAAAGUCUUACAGUGAAGGAAUACAUGUGCAGAAGUCACAAUCAUUUAAGAAUGGAGCAAGGGACAAUGAAUUUGCACAAACCACAUCGAGGCUUUCGCAUUCAGCUGGCAUGCUUUCAUUUCCAACAGUGGGUAAAGAGUUAACAGGGCUUCAUUUGCAUCCAGGACAUGCAGUGGUUCCUGAGAGAAGAUCUAGCGAUGAAUCUCGCUAUCGAAAAGGAUUCCAGCAAGUAAAGCAUCCCCAUGGGGGAUCUGUAUUUUAUUUGACUGGAACAACAAAACAAGAGCUGUUCCACACUGCCGAAAAAACCAAAGAGUCGUGCGUGGAUGAGAUAAUUAAUGCUGAUCUUAAAGGUCUAAGUGUAUCACCACCUGAUUCCAGCCCAGACUGUUUUCAUGAGGUUCCUGUUGACUGUCCUGAGGAGAUUCCAGUCGAUGUUCCUCCAGACAGGGUUCAUGGAAAACCAAAUGGGAAAAUAAUCUGCAAUGAGAAGCCUUUCAGGGAACCACAAUUUCCACGAUUACCAAACUUUACACUCACAAAAGAUGAACUGGGUGUGACAAGUGUAGGAGAUAUCUCCUUACAGGAUAUGGAAAAAGUGCGGUCCCUGUCACUCAUAGAACUCACAGCACUGUUUGAUUCCCACGGACUGGCCCUUCACAGACGGAAGCCAGUCAGGAGAAGAGUUAGAGAAUCAGGAAUCUUUGGGGUGCCACUACAGAAUCUACUUCAAGAGGACAAAUUGAAGAAUGAGAAAGUAGUAGUUCCUUCCUUUUUUACUGAGCUCAUUAGACAAUUGGAGUCAAGAGGGCUAAAGGAAGAGGGAAUCUUGAGAGUUCCUGGAAAUUCAGGAAGAGUUAAGGCACUAAGGGAAGAAGUGGAGGAAAAGUUCAAUGAUGGGUACUUUACAUGGGAUGACAGAAGACCUCAUGAUUGUGCAGCUUUGCUUAAACAGUUCUUGAGGGAACUUCCUUUUCCUCUUUUAACUCAAGAAUAUCAACCAACAUUUGCAUCAGUAGAAAGUAUACCAGAUAGAAAACAACAGCUUCAGGCAUUGAAUCUGCUGAUUAUGUUGUUGCCUGCAGUUCAUCGGGACUGUCUAAAAAUCCUCGUUCACUUCCUAAGUGGAGUUGUUGCCCAAGAAAAACAUAACAAAAUGGGUUUAAACAGUGUGGCUAUGAUUGUAGCUCCAAAUCUGUUCAUUUGUUCAAACAAGUCUCAGCCAUCUUUACAAGAAAUCAAACAAGCUCAAGGCACUGUCAACAUUGUCAGAAUGUUGAUCAAGUAUCAAGCAAUUCUAUGGACAAUUCCUGGAUUCAUGGUGAUGCAGGUUCGUUAUCUCUACGAAGCUGAAGGGAACAAGAAAGCCAAAGAUGCUAAGGCGGUCAAGAAGUUAUUAGCUAAACGUGCACGAAGUGAGGGAAUGGGUGGAUCUCCUCAGAAGAAACACUCAACUGGAGGAGACUCUCCUCUUGUCUCUAUGGAUUCUGAUCAUGAAAACAACAUCAUAAGAGUGCAGGCACCAAUGCUGAACAAAGUUCUCAUGGCAAUUCAGCUGACUGAGUUCAUGCGUGCUGGUGACAUUGUCUCCAAGUUCCGUCGGCGAGCAUCUCCAUCAGAAAGCCCAGAUAAAAGCUCCAAAUUUUUAGAAUCAUCAUCCAGCAGUUCUUAUCGCAAUUGUGUCAACCCUCAUAACAACAACAGAUAUGCGUCUGAUAACUUUUUUCUCUAUGAGGCCGGCGGGAACAUUGGUGAGCGCUGCCUUGAUAAUGAUACUAAUAUGAUGGCCUUACUGAAAGUCAACCCGCAUGCAGAGUGGAUUGUUAAACCUCGUGAUUAUUACCUUAACCUGUAGAAAAGCUAGCAAAAAGUUUUAUUCCUUGUUAGAUUUACAGAAUUGUUGUAUAGAAAGUGUCUAGCAAGUAAUGUAUAAUCAAAUUAUCUUGCCGGAUCAUUUGCAUUUAUAUUUUUAUUAGUCUGAAAUAUUUUGCGGAAAAUUCUAAUAUUUCUGCUGGUGGAAAGUUAAUUAUUAGAACUUGACAAAAUUAUUACAUAAGUUGUUUAAUCAAUUGAAUACACUAGUGUUACUAAUUUAUUCAAAUGAGAGUGAGAGAGAAAACGUCAUAAUCAGUUUAAAAAAAAAAUGAUUGUUCCAUUCUAAGGCAUUAUGCUUAUUUAUUUUAAUGAUUUAUAAUGAAUUAACGGAAAGGAAAACAGUGAUGUAAUAUAUACCGUAGUUGAGUCUAUCUUUUAACGUUCUAAUAAGUUAAUUAUUUAUAAGGAGAGCAGUCAUCUGUUUUAAAAAGAUGUUCUUGGUAAUAGUCGGCUUGUUUGCUCUCAUUUUUCAAACAAAAGUUAACAAGUUUUGUACCGUUCACCAAAGUUAGAAUCAUUUUUGAAAUGUUAAAAAUUUGUACUCUCCAAGUGAA
This is a messenger RNA of Pocillopora damicornis (cauliflower coral), 3171 nucleotides long. Its product is annotated as rho GTPase-activating protein 18. Gene Ontology annotation, molecular function: GTPase activator activity. Gene Ontology annotation, cellular component: cytoplasm. Lineage: Eukaryota; Metazoa; Cnidaria; Anthozoa; Scleractinia; Pocilloporidae. Gene Ontology annotation, biological process: regulation of small GTPase mediated signal transduction; regulation of actin filament polymerization; signal transduction. The record is from RefSeq and is a predicted model, not a curated record.